Messenger RNA from Glossina fuscipes, 2789 nucleotides. RefSeq lists its product as uncharacterized. The record is from RefSeq and is a predicted model, not a curated record. The transcript is spliced from 6 exons. Bases 2082 to 2648 code for a protein of 188 amino acids. Lineage: Eukaryota; Metazoa; Arthropoda; Insecta; Diptera; Glossinidae.
AAAUUAAAAAUUACAUAUAAAUUAAAAAUUAAAUAAAAUUAAUUAAAGUGUUACAUUUUGCACUUUUGAACCUGAAACAACGAAAUGAAACUUAUACUCGAUCUAAACUGAAUAUUUUAUCCACCACUAGACUCGUCAUAUUGAUUAAAAUCUUAACACAUCUUAACGCUUAACACAUAAACAAUUUGAUGUACGACUUCUUAUGCAUUUGCAACACUUUAUCAUAUAACUUGCCGAAGUAGCUAAACGAUCCGCUUUUAUAAUAAUUGUAGUAUUUUUGCAAUUGAUUCAAGUUAAAUCCCCUUUGGGAACCUCAUAUAAGAAUUUCAACAGAAAUGCAAUCUUUAUGCUUCGAGAAAGACAAAAAGUUAUAGAUUCCGAUUUCGCUGUUAACCGGGGCCAAAGUCUUAAAUUCUUCUUCAAGAUUAAGCAAAUAAGGAAAUGAUCAUGACUUCAACAGAUAGAGGAACAAAUCAGUCAAAGAUUUGUAUGCGAAAUACUUUUUCACACGUCUUACAAACUUUACAAGCGCGACAUGCACUGCGCGGCCUUCCCAGAAUGGAGCACGUAUUUAAAACUGUUUUGAAAUUUCUUUUUCCUAAGAACAUUUUCCCAAAGUGUUAAACUGACUGAUGAAGGUUUCAGCAAAAUUUUAAAUUAUCAUUUCCUACGGGUCGUAAGUUAUUGAUAAUUUAACUUUAAGAGAGUAGUCGAAAAAAUAGACUUUUCAACAAAUUUUUCUGAAUGGAAGAUAAGGUAGCGGAAUAACAAUAUUCGAGAAGACAUUUAAUUAAGCAUUAAAACAAAUUUUUUCUAAAAAAUGUAAUAAAAAGAAAAAGCGGAACCAUUUUCGCGUGGCACUAUCAGUGUUAUGGGCUCCGCGGUAGGCAGCGCAACUGGUGCAAAUUUAAUUCUACGCUUCAAUUUGUGCGACUAAAAAAGUCUCAGAGGAGACAUCAAAGCUAUGGAUGAACAUAACUACAUCUAGCUCACAGUAAUAUACAAUUUAAGAAUAUAUGUAAAGAUAUACAAAUAAUUUAUGAAGCUACGGAACGGUACUUCUGCAUGAUACCAAUGAAGUGAGAAAAAUAAUAUAUCGACACAUUCGAUAGUGUAAAAACGAAAUUUAAAUGACUAUUUAAGUGCAUUCGUUUUAAAUUACAACAAAACUUUUUCAAAAACAAACAAAAACAAUUUCCUUUGCCUUGGCAUCUAAAACAUGCUAGGUUUGCCAAUAAAAUGUAAGCAAUGCCUGAAUUCUGGAAAGGAUAAAAAAAUACAGAAAAUAUAAAAUAAUAAUAAUGCAAGAAAUAUCCCACAAUGAUUUAUAUGACAAGCACGCAUAACGUUGCAGUAAUGAUGGUGGUGGUGAUAGUGAUGGUUGUGGCUUAAGUGACACACGCUCUAUUACAAUCAACAAACUCUUCGAAUGGAACCGUUGUCUACACUAUCCUUUUUUUUGGUUUUGCUUCAUAUGUGCGUAUGUGUAUAUGUGUUUAUGCACACAUAUACAUGUAAUAUUUAUGUAUUUAUUUACGAUAAAAGCUUGUCAGCAUUCAUACACAACGCGAGCGUAUAUAAAUUAAGCUUUUAAAAAUUGGAUUAGUGGUUGCAGUCGGUCUUAAGGGAUCUUAAGGGAUCAACGACAGUGACAUUAGCGGCAAUAAAAACAGCAGCAAUUGCAACUCUUAUCUAAAAAUCAACAGUAACAAGAAAAAACAAAAGACAAAAGAAAAAAAGACUAAACAAUUGAAACAAAUUGUCUUUGACAAGUUCGUAGCCAUUAGAUGAAGAGCCAACAGCUCGCUUGUGUGUUUGAAUGUAUGUGGGCACAUGAACUGCUAUUUGGUUAUUUUAUGUACAUUUAAUGGCUCUCUUAUUCGCUUAUUGUGAGGUCAAUGGUGUACAUAUUUUCAAAAUAAACUUGAAAUCGUUUCCGCUAAAAUUCAAUCACACUAGUGAAGAGAAGACAGCCUACAAUUUUAUAUAAACACAUAACAUAUACAAUUCCGGCGUGGAUACCAUAAUUUUUUCUUCUUUCAUAUAUAUAUACAUAUAUAUAUAUACAUAUAUUUGGCAUAAUGUCACAAUUCUAUAGAAAUCGUCGUCGUCGCCAGUCUGGUGAACCCUGCGAUUGUCUACGUCCUCUUAUAAGAGCAUUUGGUUUUAUCACCGCCAUCGUACUUUGCGGUGUUGGUGUUGAUUUGCACUUACAUGGCUACACGAUCGGGCUUAUUUUGUUGGUUUCGACAAUGUUUAUGAUAUUUUUUGAAACCAAGUGGAUAAUAACUUUAUUUCUGGAAUUACUCUUUGCUAACGACAAUUAUUCCGUUUGCUUGGAAUGCUGGAGUUUUUGUAGAUUUUUUGGCAGCUGGCGCCUGGCGUUUCCCUACAUAUUAAUCGGGAUUGCUCUGAUGAUGUGGCCGCACAACCUAUGGCUAAGUUAUGUAGCUGGCAUUUUAAUGAUUUUACUGGCACUGCUGCGUUUAUGUUUAAUCUUCCGUUUCACCAAUAACUUCAAAGACGAAGAGUUAUUGCCACAAUCCGACUUUGACAAAAUUGAAUCCGAUUCAAACAGACGUGAUGACGGUUUCGUUGAAAUUGUGCCUAGUUUAGAGGAGGAAGAGCCUAUCGAUGAUGUUUGCUGAUGAUGACGAUAUUAUUGUUAUAGUUAAAUUUUUUUUUUAUUGAUUUCUCUUGUAAUCAAAUACUUUACUUGUGCUACUUUUUAAGUUUUUCUCUAUCCGCCUGGGUGGCCGAGUAGGCAAGAGUCGCGACUAGCAACUCAG